Toxotes jaculatrix (banded archerfish) is the source of this 3225-nucleotide messenger RNA. Its product is annotated as procollagen galactosyltransferase 1-like. The record is from RefSeq and is a predicted model, not a curated record. Lineage: Eukaryota; Metazoa; Chordata; Actinopteri; Toxotidae. Bases 197 to 2026 code for a protein of 609 amino acids. Gene Ontology annotation, molecular function: procollagen galactosyltransferase activity. The transcript has 12 exons.
UUUGGUUUUUUUGGGGGUUUUUUUUUUUUUUGAGAACGACUUCCCCUUAAACCAGUCCAGACUUGCCCUUUAAUUCAUCCUGCUUCUCCGCCAUGUAUCCACUGUCGGCAUAACACAACAGCGGGACCCUCAGUCUCUACAUCCCCUGCGUCCUUCUCUGUCCGCCGCGUCACCAGCGAGUUCCUCUCCCCCUGCCAUGCCCCGGGUCACCUCGCUGCUGCCUGCCCUGCUGUUCGUUCUCCUGCCGGGCCCGAGCCGGGGAUAUUUCCCCGAGGAGCGCUGGAGCCCCGAGUCGCCCCUCCUCGCUCCCCGGGUCGUCAUCGCGCUGGUCUGCCGCAACUCGGCGCACUCUCUGCCGCUGUUCCUCGGUACCGUCGAGCGCCUCAACUACCCAAAGGACCGCAUUGCGCUGUGGGUGGCGACAGAUCACAACAUAGAUAACACCACAGCCCUCCUGAGAGACUGGCUCAUCAAGGUUCAGCAUUACUACCACUAUGUGGAGUGGAGACCUGAAGAUGAACCCAGUGCCUUUGAAGACGAGGUGGGGCCUAAGCACUGGAAUAAUCUCCGUUAUGAACAUGUAAUGAAGCUCCGUCAGGCAGCGCUGGACACCGCCCGCGAGAUCUGGGCCGACUACCUCCUGGUGGCUGACUGUGACAAUCUGCUCACCAAUCGGGAUGUGCUGUGGAAACUGAUGAGGGAGAACAAGACCAUCGUAGCUCCCAUGUUGGAGUCCAGAACUGCAUAUUCCAACUUCUGGUGCGGCAUGACUUCACAGGGUUACUACAAGCGUACACCAGCCUACAUGCCCAUCCGUAAGCAGGAGCGUCGCGGCUGCUUCGCUGUACCGAUGGUCCACUCUACCUACCUGGUGGACCUGCGGAAACAGGCUUCCAGUCAGCUGGCUUUUUAUCCACCACACCCAGAGUACAGCUGGACCCUGGAUGAUGUCAUCGUCUUUGCCUAUUCAGCUCGCAUGGCAGAUGUGCAGAUGUAUGUGUGCAACAAAGAAACGUAUGGGUAUUUCCCGGUGCCCAUGCGCUCCCACGCUACCUUGCAGGAUGAGGCGGAGAGCUUCUUGCAUACACAGCUUGAGGUCAUGGUGAAAAACCCUCCGUUGGAGCCCUCCAGCUUCCUGUCUCUGCCUCCCAAGCAUCCUAACAAGAUGGGCUUUGAUGAGGUGUUCAUGAUAAAUCUGGAGCGGAGAUCUGACCGUCGUGAGCGAAUGCUAAGAACUCUGCACGAGCAGGAGCUCAGCUGUAAGGUUGUUGCCGCUGUGGAUGGCAAAGCUCUGAACAAGUCUGAGAUAGAGUCUAUGGGGAUUAAGAUGCUGCCGGGGUACAAAGACCCUUAUCAUGGUCGAGCUCUCACCAAGGGUGAACUGGGUUGUUUCCUUUCUCAUUACAACAUCUGGAAGGAGAUAGUGGACCGUGGUCUUCAGACCUCCCUGGUCAUCGAAGAUGACCUCCGCUUCGAGGUGUUCUUUAGACGUCGUCUCCAGACCCUGCUGCAGGAGGUGACAACAUACAAGCUGGACUGGGAUCUCAUUUACAUUGGACGGAAGCGGAUGCAGGUGGACCAUCCGGAGAAGUCUGUACCCAGCAUACACAAUCUGGUGGAGGCUGACUACUCCUACUGGACCCUAGGCUACAUGUUGUCGUUACAAGGAGCUCAGAAGCUCCUCAGGGCUGAGCCUCUCGGCAAGAUCCUUCCUGUCGAUGAGUUUCUCCCUGUCAUGUACAACAAACAUCCAGUGUUAGAGUACAUGGACCACUUUGAGCGUCGGGAUCUGCAUGCGUUUUCUGCCGAGCCUCUUCUGGUUUACCCAACUCAUUACACAGGCGACCCAGGCUACAUCAGCGACACGGAAACAUCGGUAGUCUGGGACAACGAGAAGGUCAAAACCGACUGGGACCGAGCCAAGUCGAGGAAAACUCAGGAGCAGGAGGAGCUGAGCUUCGAGGCUCAGAACUCUGACGUGCUGCAGUCUGACCUGGAGAAGUGGAGCGCACGGGACGAGCUUUGAUGAGGAAGAGCGGGACAUGAGGGGGAGUCAGAGAGAACUCUGCUACACAGAGAUAAGGAUGAGGGGAGACAGAACAAAGCUGUGAUCGUGGGGGAAAUGGAUGAGAGGGAAGGAACAUAACAGAAAACAGGAGAUGAGGGAGCAAAGGCAGAGUAGAUCGACUCAAGGCUGAUGGGGGACAAAUGCUUUCCCUUUAAAAUUUCUCUCUCCACUAUUUGAUCUUUCUCUUAAGAGAGGAGGUUAGAUGUAGCAUUAACUCUUGAAGAGUCAGCUAGCAGCUUUUUGUUAUAUUUAUUGCAUCUAACGCACAUCCUCUGACCGCAGCCUGGUGCAUUGAUAGUCCCAUUAUUUUUAUUGUAAUUUUGCCCAGACUCGUCCCAUGCAGUUUUCAGAAUAGAUUCCCCAUUGUUGUGCGCAGCAGAAAAGCAGAAAAACUGUUUCAGAUGUGCAGUAUUCCUCUAACAUGCCUCUAAAUGACUGCUGGUAACACUUCAACUGUCCGGCAUAGUUUCACAUCAGCAAAACUAAACAGAAAAUAGCUGCAGUAUGGGUUUAAAAUGGAAACUUCUAUGGUAUAAAAAGAUUAUAUUACAGCUUUUUGUGGACAAAAAAGUAUCAAGGAAGUAACAGAAUCACUAAAAAGCUGCCUUUGCUGUACAGUGCUAUACUCUAUCUCAGUGGUUCCCAACCUGGCUUUUUAACCCUUAAAAUAAAGUAAUGUUUCUGCUCGCAGCCCCUUAUCACCAGUUGUAUAUGUCUACUGGUUGUGAUGAGUUGUACCAAACUUCUGUUAAUCAUCUUGUGACCCCUCACAUUUAUCUUGUGACACCUUGUGGGGGUCCGGACCCCCAGGUUGGAAACCACUACUCUGUCUUCUUCUCCUCUUCUAGUGACUCUUAACUAGAAGUUUAUUUCUAAUUAGCUAGUGUGUUAUUUAUUAUUCAUUUUUUGAGGUUGUUACUUGACCUUGGUUGUUUUUUCACUCACUGAUGUAAAAGUGUUUCCCUUUCUUUAACCUUCACACUUUUACAACAGCAGUUUGGUUUAGUGUUUCAGUAUUUUUCCCAUCACUCCCGCAGUUUUAACCCAAAUUUUCAGCAUUUUGUUUGGUGAAGAUCAUAAAAACAAAUGACUAUAGAUUUUUAGUAACAUUUCAUGUUUUGUCCCUUCUCUGUGUACAAAGUGUCUUUUUUUUCUAU